This is a messenger RNA of Pararge aegeria (speckled wood butterfly), 921 nucleotides long. RefSeq names its product UPF0598 protein CG30010. Bases 94 to 753 code for a protein of 219 amino acids. NCBI's taxonomy places the organism in Eukaryota, Metazoa, Arthropoda, Insecta, Lepidoptera, Nymphalidae. The transcript is spliced from 2 exons. The record is from RefSeq and is a predicted model, not a curated record.
UCAUGAGGAAACAAAUUAAAAAAACAACAUUAUAAUAACAUUGCUAUUUUUUCAUUUGGCAUAAAUUCAUGCCAUUCUACUCUCGAAAACGCAAUGAACAAAGUUCACAGACAAAUAUGGAUCCCUGCAAAAUAUUUAAACUUACCCAAGAGACUUAUUAAUUAUGUACAGGGUCAAGAACCUGAACCUAAAAUAAGAGAAUACUUUUACUUUAUUGAUCAUCAAGGAAUGUUGUUUUUAGAUGAUUCAAAAAUGAAAAACUUUACCUCAUGUUUUAAAGAAAAGAAGUUUUUGGAGUUUUUUUUCAAAAGAAUAAGAUUAAAUAAAACUGGAAGGUAUCAUGAAGAUUUUCCUUAUAUAUCUUUAUGUGGAAGAGAAAGAAAUUAUAUAAGAUGUGAUGAUGUUCCUAUUGUGUACACACACAUUAUAUCUAAGGGAAACCCUGAAGUUGAUUUUAUGACAUUUGGAUAUGCAGGCGAAUUGCUUCUAACCCAGUUUCAACCAGAAAAAGUUUACAUGCUACCAAAAACUGGUCGGGUUUACCAUCCUGCUGAAGAUAAAUAUGGUGGCAUAGGACUGGUCAGAUCUAAACUCUCUAUUGAAAUUAGCAAAAACUUCACUUUUGAAAAUGGAGAAACACAACCUCCAACACAUUUUAAUUGGAAAACAAAACAAUACCAACUUGAUCAGCUGUGGUUCCCAGAGACAGUUUGCAAGCACAAUAUUAAUAUUAAAUCAGUCCCUGAUACAUGAUACUACUCUUGUUGAUUGCCAGGAAAAAAGUUUAAUGAAUCAGAAUGUAGCUUAAAUGUAAAACAUUAUUCUGCAAAACUAUUUGUUGUGUCUAAUACUUGUUAUUAAAGAUAAAUAUUAUUAACAUUAAAAAAAAUACUCUUGUAACUAUGUAUUUAUUGUUAUCAG